GUUCUGACCCUUUCACUCGCACUCUCUCUCCGCUCGCUCAGUGCACUGACGUGUCCCGUGAGGUUCCAGUGCUGUCCGGGAACUCCGAACAGAGGAAUUAACCCGCAAUCCUCGCCUCGGCGGCUUACGUUUCUCACCACCCCUCCCUUGCAAAAGCAAGAGAAAAGGAAAGCUUUCCCUCGCUACCUUAGGCAGCGGACGAGAUGGAAGGAAGCGCGUACGGCGCAGCCAUGGCGGGCGGGGCGUUUGAUCUGAAGAACUUUCUCCAGAAGCCUCAUGUUAUCGCUCGGAUCGUAAGCUGGGUCUUCUCAAUCGUUGUGUUCGGCUGCAUCUCUAGCGAGGGUUAUUUGAAUUUCCCAGUGUCUGAAAAACUGCAUUGCAUCUUCAAUGACAAUGUAGAUGCCUGUCAUUACGGUGUAGGCAUCGGAGUGCUUGCAUUUAUCAUCUGCAUUGUCUUCUUUUCUCUUGAUGUCUACUUCCAGCAGAUCAGCAACGUCAACCAACGCAAACAGAUCGUCAUGGCUGAUCUUGGAAUUUCAGGUCUCUGGACUUUCCUGUGGUUUGUUGGCUUCUGUUUCCUCACCAAUCAAUGGGUGUCGGCAAUUAAGGACCUCCCUAUAGGGUCGGAUAGUGCCCGGUCAGCCAUUGCCUUCUCCUUCUUCUCCAUUUUUAGCUGGGCCUUUCUGACUUUUUCUGCCUACCGGAGGUUUCAGAUGGGUGUCUCCGACUUCUCCGACCGAUACACAGAUCCAUCGAGUGACUACCCACCGUACCCCAAAGUGGUAGACAACUACCAGCAGCCUCCAUUUGGUAAUGCACCCCAGCCGGGCACCAAUGAGUACCACCCGCCCACGUACUAAGCCCGCUGGGCACCCUCCCGAGAGCUCCACCUGAACAUGAGGCAAAAACUGGACUGUGCAUUGACGAAUAGGAAAAGCCACUGUUGCCACAGUCCAAGCUUUCUCCCAAUUUAAGGAUUUGACCUUUUUUUUUCCUUCUGUACCCUUCCCCCAUCGCACUCUUGUCAUUGCUUCCCAUGACUUUAUUAUUUUCCUGCCCCUCCCCCUGACAGGAUGGCAGGUGUUCAGCUGAGCAUCCCCUGACGACACUGGUGGGUUUGAAAGGGAGCCUACUGAGUCAACACUCCCAUUCUGUUGCGAGGAGUAAGUCGAGGCUUAUAAAAGGAUGAGGGCAUGGGAUGGAGUCCAUAACCCCUUCCCUUUUGCAAGGUUUCUUCUAUAAAAGGUCCUUUUUCUUCCAAAGGCAUGAUCUUUUCCAAGCUAGAGAUUUGUCAUCAAAUUGCGGCCUACUCACUCAGCAGUGAAAGGUUGUGUUGACUACUGUUUGGGUGUUGGUAGGCAGUGGUUUCAACCUGGGUUAAUAUGAUCUAGUACCAAUCUUCACAAUAACAUAGUGCCAAGAUAAGACCCACCUUUGAACUUGUGGUUUCUUAGCAAUUCUUUGUCUCGAAUGAGUUUCUGUAUGCUAUCAGACUCCCACUCUUGAUUUCUAUUUCUAAUUUGGACAUGUCAGGGGUGUUGAUAUCUAGCUCCAUGAAAACUAUUCUAUUUCCACUUGAGUUGCAUUUGCUGAGCACUGAGGCCACUAUUAGUUGUCCAGGAAGACAAGCCUAGUCCCAAUGCCAUUGGAGGUUAUCGUGCAGUUGGUAGGUGCCUUUCCUUUUGACAUUGUUCUGUGCCAAGUGCAUUUGCUCUCCAUUGUUAGAACCCAACCUAUCCGCAUUGAGCCUUUAGAAAUGUCGAAGUGCACAGACAGUCCCCACUGUUGUGAGAAGGGUUUUUUGAGCCAGGUUUGAUGCAUCAGUGUCUGUUUGAGCAGUGCUCAGCGUGAAAGGGCUGGACUUUGCAUUGUAGGCUCUGCACCUUGAACUUCGAGUCAGCAUCUCUCCACACCAACUGUGUGAACUCUACUCGGUGCAGACCCUAGUGCUGUAGACCGUAGAUUAGGCUCACAUCUGUUGUUACUAGAAGAUGCUUCUACUCUGGUUUAAUGUGACCGCCAUCAUAGAAAAAGAUCCCACAUGGAUGUUUUAUAAAGUGAGAAGAUGUUUAAUCCUCACCACAAUUCCCUCGGUUUUACAGUAAAGGAAAAUAAAGGCUUAAUGAUAAAGGCAAGGGUGAUAAUGUAGAAGUGACUGGCAAACCAUUACCUAGGGUAUGUGAGACAUUAUCUGCAGUUAAGAGGGAUAAUGUUGGUAGGUGUGGGUAGGUGUAGUGUUUCUAUGUGCAGUGGAGAGUUAGGGACCUUACUAAAUCAUUCAAUGAUACUCAGUCAAAACAAAAAUAAGUUCUACAUUUUUAACAUUAUUGGGAUCUGCAUGUACAAUAAUUGAAUAACCUGGCACAGGGACCUGUUUCUGAAAAGUGUAUUCAUCUAAUGCCCUAAAGCCUUUCAGAGACCAAAACCCUGAUCACUGAAUAUGCUCAGCAUCUCAAACUUUAAUCGUUUCAUUUUCUUUGGUGCCCUAAACCCUGACCCCUUGCUCUGGUGUCCGACACCUACUUUCAUGUACUUUCAUGCCUGGGAGUUUUGAAAUUCAUCUGCUUAGCUUCUGUUGGUCUCUAAUGUGGUUUCUAAGAUGGGUAUGUUUUCUCAUAAAAUGAGUUCAUAACCUCUUUAUUAUGGGGGUGGUAGGAAUUGGAGAGGUCCAUAUCUUCCCCAGUCCCACAACACCUCCUUCCAUGGCAGGCAUAAUUAAUCAUAAUGUCACUUCUUCCUGAUCUGACUUGGCUUGUGUUUAUCCUAUGCAGACUCCAGCCCGAGGUUCUGAUUAUUUCUCUGUUUUUUGCAGUCAGGAAUUGAAAAGAUAGAACUCAUUGUCCAGCUUGUGUCCCAUUAUAGCUCAAUAGAAAUUGCUGAGAUGGGGUAAAGCAAACUUUAUGAAGUCUCUCCUUGUUCUCCCAAACUUGGGUUUGGGAGAAAUUACAGGCAUGUGCCUUUGUUUAUGGAUUGCAUAACCUCAUACACUUUCAACUUGUGACGACAAAAUUCCAAAAGGCAGCCACCCCAAUUUGACAAGAUAAAAGUCCAGAAACAUUGGGCCAAAUACACAUGUUGGAAGUUGAGAUUUGUGUCAGUUUCUGAAGUCUCUGCCCCAUAGAACUAGACAUAACCAUCCUUAGGAAAUAUCUCAAAAAAUCCUUAGGAAAUUGUUUCAAUCUCAUCAUUCAAUACUGUCACUAAUUUAUUUAUAAAUUGUGUCCUUGAUAAAAGGAAGCCUAAAUGAGAGAGUAAUUGAGAAACACCAAACAUAACAUUUUGUAAUGUUCCAUUUUGCAGAUGAUUGGUUUCUAUUGUUGUCGAUCCUUGGGAAUUGAACUACGUGUGGUUCUCAUGUGUUGCUCUUCCCUUUGAGAAUGUGUUUUGGGAGUUUUGAGCAGCUGAGCCUCUGCCUGCUGGCUGUGGUUUGGAUUGUCAUGUGCUGUAACCAGUUGCAUUCUUGUUAAGAGGAAGCUCAUCAAACCGUCCUGGAAGUGAAUUCUAGGGCGUGAAUCUUUCACUGCUCAAAUUAUUUUAUUAACCUGGCAAUGGGGAUUGUAAAUACUGAGUGCAAAUUUUUACAGCGCCUUUGUAGAUUUUCGAGAGCAUUGGCGCACUUUGAGUCACCUUAAGUGUUGGAUAUUGGAGCGCAGGGAUUCCUGGUUUUGCAGGUAUGUGGCAACCCGAGCAAGCACUGUGUAUAUAGUUACAUUUAACACAAGACAGGGGAAAUGGGGCAAUGUUUUGGCUGGGUUAAGAACCAGCAGAGACUAGAGGUUGUGCCUAGUGAAGGAUCUAGUUGGAGAUUAACUCCUUGUUCCACGGCAUACUAUGGUUAUGUGUUCUAAAUAUUUUUGAGGUUCAUAACUUCUCUUAAUUAUGGAGUUUGGGGGGGGGGGUGGAAUGUUCUAUGCUCCAGCUUUUGUCAAUUAUCCCCUUUCUUCAAUGGUGGACAUAAAUAUUUCUUAUGUUUCAGCCAAUCUUCGCCUCUCAAUCAGUAACACGUACUGAUCUCUCUACAUUUACACAGCUCACUGUGGAAGCUUGCUGUGCACUGAUAUCCUGCAUCACAACUAUGAAUAUGUUUUAAACUGAGCUUCAUUGGCUGCAAGACUUUUUUUUGAGAUAAAGCCAGGGAGGAGCUGGGUAAUUGAUUUUUAUUUUGACCUAGUGCAGAAGAGAUUAUAGCUUGUGGGAGAUCAAUAGUGCUGGAGGUUGCAGACUCCCGUACUUGAGCAUCACUGUUCAGAAGAGCGGGUUGCGAAACCUGUCGGUUGAUUCUGUCACAAUCUCGUUCUUCAUUUGCAUCAGGAACAGAAGCUUGCUUGUUCACAUAGAUCAGGGCCAACUGUUCACCUCCCUAUCUCUGCCCCACCCACUAGGGCUGCACACACUUAAUAGCGUCGAUAUCAAAUUGCUUUUGUUUGCUGGCUGGCCAGGACCAUGUGCAUUGAUUAAAAGAAAGAUCAAACUAAUUAACUGUAAAUAGAAACUUUUUCAGCAUUUUCAUGUUAUUCUGUAUAAAAGCAUAUGGUGCCGGAAUCCAAGAUAGACGAAAGUCUAAGCUGCCAAUUUUUGUGUUCCUUGCGAUUUUGACUCGUGUAUGGUUUUAAAAUGUUUCUGUGGGAAGUGACGUCAGUAGCACAGCUGACCAACCACAGUGGAUUUUGUUUUUUUUGGGCGGAAGAUUGCAGUAUUGCACACUGCAAAGCAGUGGAGAGGUGGAAGAGACUGAUUAGAUCGUUAAAGGCACCAAAAUAAUCAGUUGCACAAUUUGUGUGACCUGGUAUCGGGGGAGGGUGAUAUUUCAUUGUUUGAAUCUUUUGUACCUCUUUAUAUUUGCGAUUGCUUCGAUAACCAAAAUCACUUUUGUAAAAGGGUUCUUUUGUAUUCGUUGUACUACUGAAACGGCUUUAAACGAUGGGGUAAUGUUAUUUAGCUUUCGGUUAACUGUGGCAGUGGCUGAUUGAAUGUUUAAACAGAAAUCACGUGCAAGGGGAUGUGUUGUCUAGUGAGCUAAAAAAAUGUGCUGUAAAUUGCAAGUUGAAAAGAUACCAGUCUGGGGCUGAUCUGUCACCCAGUCGAGGAGAUAAGAGGCUGAGCUUGCUAGCUUCAGGCUGAAUCUCUGCCGGAGCUGAACAGGAUAGUGUGUAAUGGGAUGGAAUGGAUCCGAGGAUUAGCCAUGUGUACCCCUACUGGUCUAUAAUGCCAAAUGGUAUUUCUGAAGCGAAGGACUAUUCUGUCACUAUUUGUGAGUGUGCCAUAUAUGGAUUUCACAAACAAAAUCAGAUGAUAUUUAAAUUAACAUGAUGUUCCUCGGUUAUUUCUCGCACUCAAAACAGGAUCCAAAGUGCUAUAGCCAGGGGCAGCCCCCAGUUUAAGCUAACGCUGAGUACUUUUGCACUGCACUGUCUGGGUCGUCGCUCAGCAUACAUAAUGUGCAAAGUAGUGGAAGUCAGUUUCAUUCUGGUUCUGGGCAAGAGUAAACCUCUCUGUGAGGCUUGCAGUAAAAGAUUUUCCUUUCAGGUUUAGACUUGGCUUCCUCCCUCCUAAAGACUUCCCAGCGAUCUAGUUACUACUGCUGGAAAGUGCAAUUAUGUGGGCUUUUUGUAUACUCAAUAGUACAAUGAGCCAGACACCAGUUAGUGCCUUCAGGAUAAAGCAAAAUAAAUUUUAUUUUAAUUCACUUUAUGAUAGAGCAUUACAUUUUAAUGACCUUGUUGCCAAAGUAACAUGGACAAAGGAGUGAUGGUUAAUAUUUUUAUUUUUAACAUGUGUCUAAGUCACAUGGGCUACAUUUAAACUAUCAGUGUCUGAACCAAAGAUUUAAAUUACUAAAGAACAUUGGAUAAACUGGCAUGGGUUUCUUCAAAAUACCUUGUGGCACUUGUUCACCUUUAUGAUGCCUGUUCAUUGUUAAUGGAUUGUAUUAGGGCCCAUGUAGCAGUGCAUUUUCCUCCUAUCCCUUGUGUUCAGUGAGCCUUCUAAAUAAAGCACACAAGGUCACUGUUCAACAAUAAUUCAACCUGCUGUACCAAUAAACUUUUUGUGAAAGUGAUGUCUGGUGUUAUUGACUUCUAUAUUCUAGUGGUUGUGUAUAAUGCUGAUUGAAAGCUGUUCCAAGUGGCUAGUUUCCUGAAAAUAGUGAAAUGUUUAAAAAACCAACUACUGUAUAAUUAUUUAAAUAAAAUACAAAGCAAAUUAGAACUAUAAAAAUACUAUAGUACUGUAAGAUUUUAGUUCCUUAUAGUUGGGAUUUAUCCACCAUGGCUAUGCUUUUGAGCGACUGUGAACAUAGUGCAAAUUCUUUGUAGUUCCUAACUUGAAGUAGUGAAAUAGUUUCAUUUUCACACCUGGAGGUGCUAGACAUGACCAAACCUGAGUGCUUAAAAUUGCAGUGAGCAAAACAGCUUUAAAUUUUGCUAAUUAGCAGUGACAAAAAUUGUAUAUCAGGUUUAUCAUUCACAUGUCAUGAAAUUUUGUUUUUUGUAGCAACAGUAUAGUGCAAUAAUAAACUUGAGUGCAAUAAUAAAUCUAAGGCUCCCUAGUUA
Molecule: messenger RNA, 6551 nt
Organism: Hypanus sabinus (Atlantic stingray)
Lineage: Eukaryota; Metazoa; Chordata; Chondrichthyes; Myliobatiformes; Dasyatidae
Product: synaptogyrin-2-like
Exons: 4
Coding region: 204-860 (218 amino acids)
Cellular component (GO): synaptic vesicle membrane; neuromuscular junction
Source: RefSeq, a predicted model, not a curated record